GAUUAACUUGCUGUUUCCCAAACGAUCUCCGGUGUUUUUACCGGUAAUGUGCGCCGCAGCCAAUAACUUUUCACCCAGUUGUUUGCCCCUGCCCCGUGGGGCCUGUUUGUUUUUGGGGGGUGGAAUAAUGACGGGAAAUGUUAUAUAAACAGCUCAGAGAAUAGAAAGGCUGCCCUCACACGUGGAACAUGGAGCUGACCUGUCCAGUUAUGUGGCCCCUAUUGUGGGGGCUCUUCGUGCUUUCGGUGGCCCAAAACACCUGUCCAGAGGUGAAGGUCACCGGUUUAUCCGGAUCUGAGAAAGUGACCGUUAUCCAGGGAUGUCCCGGAGCCGCCGGACCCAAGGGUGACAUGGGACCCCAAGGGCCAAAAGGUGAGAAGGGAUCUCCCGGCAUUACGGGUAAGAUGGGUCCAAAAGGAGCCAAAGGAGAUAAUGGGCAGAUCCAAGUCCAAGGGCCAGCAGGAUCUUCUGGCAAACCUGGUCCUCAAGGACCAAAAGGAGAUAAAGGCUCUCCGGGAGUUGCUGGAAACAAUGGCCUCCCAGGACAAAAAGGAUCUCCUGGCCAACCCGGUCCUGCAGGACCUACAGGCAGCCCGGGGGAGGCGAGCGUCGGGAAAGGACCCAAGAACUGCAAAGAGCUUCUCCAGCGAGGGAAUUCUCUGAGCGGCUGGUACACGAUUUACCCCAACAGCCAGAAGGCCAUGACAGUAAAAUGUGACAUGGAGACGGACGGCGGGGGCUGGACUGUUUUCCAGAGGCGUCAGGACGGUUCCGUGGAUUUCUUCCAGAACUGGAAUUCCUAUAAAUCAGGUUUUGGAAACCAACAGAGCGAUUUCUGGCUGGGGAACGAUAACCUGCACCUGCUGACGUCAACAGGGACCUUUGAGUUACGGGUCGAUUUAACGGAUUUUGAAAACGGUAAAUAUUUUGCGGUCUAUAGUGACUUCAAAAUUGCCUCGGAGUCCGAUAAAUACAAGCUGAGACUUGGAAAAUUUACAGCUGGAAAUGCAGGAGACUCUUUCAGUUACCAUAGCAACCGACCGUUCAGCACACGGGACAGAGACAACGACGAGGAUGCAAAUAAUUGCUCCCUGAUUUUUUACGGCGCUUGGUGGUACGGCGCCUGCCAUCACUCCAAUCUCAAUGGUCGGCAUCACGAUGGCCCGCACAGCAGCUACGCAGACGGGAUCAACUGGAAGACGGGCAAAGGGAUGAACUACUCCUACAAAGUGUCUGAAAUGAAGUUCAGGCCGGUUUAAUCUGUGAUAGAUUAGGAACAAUAUCCAAUAAAACAUUUUUUAAAAUC
Molecule: messenger RNA, 1306 nt
Organism: Spea bombifrons (plains spadefoot toad)
Lineage: Eukaryota; Metazoa; Chordata; Amphibia; Anura; Pelobatidae
Product: ficolin-1-B-like
Exons: 12
Coding region: 189-1259 (356 amino acids)
Source: RefSeq, a predicted model, not a curated record